Cyclocybe aegerita is the source of this 1089-nucleotide messenger RNA. The record is from the annotation of a GenBank genome assembly. NCBI's taxonomy places the organism in Eukaryota, Fungi, Basidiomycota, Agaricomycetes, Agaricales, Hemipholiotaceae.
AUGAGGGCCCUGGGGCGUUUGAUCGCUCGAGCGGCUGCUGUCUUCAAGAAGGAACCUCGCACACCUUCUCAUCUUCAUAUAGAGCCCAAACGGGUCCUUAACUCGCGCUACGAGAUCCUUGAACAGAUCGGCAGUGGCCAACACUCUACCGUCUGGCUUGCUGAGGAGUCUACAUCUCUGCAACAUACGUCGGAAGGUCGCCAUCAAGAAGAUCGCCUUAGUCCAGACGGCUCUUCACGAGGACGCCUGUUGCACUUAUACGACCACUUCCUUGCUCGCGGAGAUCAUGGAGACCACCUUUGUCUUGUCAGCGCGGCUCUGGGACCUUCAGUGCUCGACAUCCGAUCCCGCACACGCAAUGGAGCGCUAUCAGCUCCCUUGGUCCAACACAUUACACGUCAACUGCUUCAAGGGCUUGAAAUUUUGCACGAAAAGUGCAAGACAGUGCAUACAGACAUUAAAUUUGACAACAUCUUGUUUGCGUCGUAUGCGGAGGGUCCCGAUGUCAAUACCUAUUGUGCAGUUGAUUCAGUGCUCAUUGAUUUUGGUACCGCGAUCCCUGAGGGUACAGACCACAACCGUCUGAUCCAGCCAGAGGCUCUACGUCCGCCAGAGGUUCUUCUUGGUUGCACUUGGGAUGUAAAAGUAGACAUCUGGAACGUUGGCUGCAUUAUUUUUGAACUCCUUACUGGCCAAAGAUUGUUCAAACCCAGAGCAGGUCCUUCAUGGUCCUCUGAACAAUAUCAUAUGGCUCGCAUCUAUUCCACUCUCCUAGAUGACAAUGAUCGCAGGCGUCUCCUUGAAUUCUUCCGCCAUGGCGCGAAGUUUGCUACCUUCUUCGACGGGGAUAACUUACGCGUCAAGGCGACAGAACGCGAGUCUAUUCAAGUAAUUCUGGGACAUUACGGGAUUUGUACACCGGAGUUAAGGGCCUGUUCGGAUCCCCAGCUUGAUUCCGAAACCAGGCUUGGGGUGGCUGUGUUGUCACCCGUCACCGUCAGUAACAUCAUCAUUUCUGGAUUUGUCAUCCUUUGCUCAACAUCGCCCUCCCUCGUCGUCCUCGCCGUUGACGUUGAGCAGAGUGAUUGA